CCCUUUGGAGUUCAAUCAUCGUGCAACGGACGGAGGGUCUUAGAUGAGAGCCAUGCCAGGGAUUCUUCUUCACGGGAUCGCGACGGGGAUCGUGAUCGCCCUGCUUGCCGUCACUCAAUCACAUGGCCUCACACCCUACAACUGCAACUAUAAGGGAGGAGCAAGUGGGGUGACGGCGGAUUGCGAACCAGAUGAGAUGGUGUUCUAUGUUUGCGGAGCGGGAGGAAACACAGGCGCCUGUGUUGGGUCCGGUGGCUGUGCGGCACCUGGGGAUUGCGCAACUCGAAUCUGGUGCUGCCAUGUGGAGGAAGGAUCACUAGAAUCUGACAACUGUCAGACGCAUGGUGGUUCCCCUGGGCAGAUGCUCUCCUGCCCUGAAGACCAGUUCAUGAGGGGAGCCUGCUCCUCCUUCUUCGGUGAGAUGUGUAGUGGUGGAGUCAGUCACUCCAUCAACUGUUGCGACUACAGGUAUAGAUUUGGCGGAGCACCGCUGAUCCCCUGGGACCCUGCAGAAGAAGGAUCUACGAAUGGACAUAGUGUCUCCUGUCCUGAAGGCAGAGUAGCCACAGGACUCUGUGCUUCGGAAGAUGCAGAUCCAGAUUGUACAGGCGAUGAUUUCACCAUGCUCAUCUGUGCCGAGGCUUUCACCACUCCCUUGUCCUGAUCCCAGGUUCUUCGCGGGACGUAAGCAGAAAUAAAGACUGCUUUUAGAGAAGCGA
Messenger RNA from Darwinula stevensoni, 719 nucleotides. Lineage: Eukaryota; Metazoa; Arthropoda; Ostracoda; Podocopida; Darwinulidae. The record is from the annotation of a GenBank genome assembly.